CCUCUGAAGCUUCCGCCAUAGCCACAGCCGUCUUGGAGCGGUGUGGAUGAUCAGAGGAUGAGCUGCAACGGGUGCCGGGUCCUCCGCAAGGGCUGCAGCGACGGUUGCAUGCUCCGGCAGUGCCUCCAGCUCAUCGACUCCCCGCAGGCCCAGUCCCACGCCACCCUGUUCGUCGCCAAGUUCUUCGGCCGCGCCGCCCUCAUGUCCUUCGUCUCCGCCGCCCCCGCCGCCCACCGCCCCGCUCUGUUUCAGUCGCUGCUGUUCGAAGCCGUGGGGAGGACGAUAAACCCCGUGGGAGGGGCGGUGGGCCUGAUGUGGACCGGCAACUGGCCGCUCUGCCAGUCGGCGGUCGACGCGGUGCUCUGCGGCGGCGCGCUGCACCCGCUCCCCGAGCCCGCGGGCGCCGUCCCCUCGCUCGAUCUCGACCGGAGCUCGGUGUCGGAGGUGGACCACUUCAUGCCUCCUCCGAGCCCCCCGCCGCCACCGCCGCCGCCCCUAGACGACGCGCCAGCCAAGGUCGAGGAGAACCGGCUCGGCCUGUCCUUGACGUCGCCCGCCUCGCUGCGGCGGCGGCCGGCGACCCCGCCGGAGGAGGAGGAGGAGGAGGAGGAGUCGGGGACGACGACGGCGGCGACGUGGCGGAGCGGGUCGUCGGAGGGCGGGUGCCGGAGGCGGGAGGCGAAGCUCUUGAGACUGUUCGCGUGAGCGGAGCGGUCGCCGGCUACCGGAACAGCCGGUGGAUUUUGGAGACUACUCACCCACUGAGGAAGCGGCUUUUUUGUUUUUCCUUUGUUUUUUCGAGUUUUUUUUUUCUGUGAAGCAUUUAUAUCCGUCCGAUCCGAUCUAACCAGAGGAUGAGACGGUAUCCGACGGUCCGUAUUGGCCAUGACGUGAGAAUAUAAACAUUUAAUGCAAUUAAUUCGGGAAAUUUUUUUUUUUGGGGGGAAAUAUUGCGCAUGAGAUUUCUGCUCUGUUCCAAGAAAUGAGAAUUUCGAUGAAUUAUCUUCUUCUCGAA
This is a messenger RNA of Syzygium oleosum, 1015 nucleotides long. Its product is annotated as LOB domain-containing protein 37-like. The record is from RefSeq and is a predicted model, not a curated record. Gene Ontology annotation, biological process: regulation of gene expression. Lineage: Eukaryota; Viridiplantae; Streptophyta; Magnoliopsida; Myrtales; Myrtaceae. The transcript has 2 exons. The coding region runs from base 58 to 705 and encodes 215 amino acids.